Miscanthus lutarioriparius is the source of this 888-nucleotide messenger RNA. Lineage: Eukaryota; Viridiplantae; Streptophyta; Magnoliopsida; Poales; Poaceae. The record is from the annotation of a GenBank genome assembly.
AUGGGGGGAUUGGUGGAGUUGGAGCACUACCAAUACCAAGGCGGCUUGGAGCGUUUGGUUCGCAGCCUGCCUGCACAGCCGCUGGGACUGAACCUUAGCUUCCAAGGUUUUGGUGUCUCUGUGGACGAUGGUGCCAAGGACGACUGUGAAGAUCUGCGUGGCCUUCCAUUGACCCAACCAUCACCGGCAGCCUCGUACUCGUACUCACCUCCGGCAAUAGAGACGGCGACCACCCAUGCCUGUGGUCAUGGAUCACCGUCACCGGCGCUCAGUGCAACAGAUGCAGAGAACGAGAAGCACUCGGUGAUCGACGCGCCAGCAGCAGCGGCUUUUGUCCCGGUGCUGCUGGACGGCGGGGAGAUGAUGGCGCAGCAGACAUCGACCGGCGGCGAGAUGCAGGGCGUGGAGUGCAGCGAGGCGGGGGCCGCGGACGUGGACGCGUGGUGGAGCAAGAUCUUCGAGAGCGGGCAACGCGCACCCCCAAACGCGGAGGACGUGGCGGCGGCCGACUGUCCCUACAAAGUCCACCGCACUGGCUCAUAUGAUGAGCUUCCAAAAUCAGAAGUGACAUCUCGCAAGAUUUUUGGUGGGGAAGGAAGAAAUGGUAUGAUACCGCAUUUGAAUAAUGCAGCCUACAGCAAGGCUGAGCCCCACAAGAAUCAGUUUUGUUUCGAGCAACUAUUGGGCACAAGUUUCCUGCUAUUGACCCAAGAUGCUGUUUUCAGUUGGCAAUUGGUUGGUAACAUCACUGGAGUGUCCUUGCACCAAUCCCAGCACUCCCUGCUCCUAUUGUGGCCGCAGCUUCUCGUGAACCCUACAGUAGCCCACUCAAGAAUUGCGUGUCACGUUGACAUAGCCAUAUGCCCUGACGACUUGAAGUGGACUUAG